Fusarium graminearum PH-1 is the source of this 2365-nucleotide messenger RNA. RefSeq lists its product as uncharacterized. NCBI's taxonomy places the organism in Eukaryota, Fungi, Ascomycota, Sordariomycetes, Hypocreales, Nectriaceae. Bases 524 to 2365 code for a protein of 613 amino acids. The transcript has a single exon. The record is from RefSeq and is a predicted model, not a curated record. Gene Ontology annotation, molecular function: alpha-(1->6)-fucosyltransferase activity. Gene Ontology annotation, biological process: protein N-linked glycosylation.
UGGACUUUUUUUUGGUUACCAUUUAUCUUCUCUUCUUUUCUUAUUCUCUGCAGUGCAGGUCGCAUCGGAUAGGCUUGAUGCCUCUACUUUCAACUUGACCUACUAACUAUUCGAUUCUUUGCACAUUCAUUUCGCCCGUUUUUGUACCGUCGGAUUCUCUUGAGACAAAGUUGUGACGAAAAUCACAUUUGUAUUUACCACAAUUAGAACGUUUGUCUGACCAUCGGGAAGAGAACCCGUUCUGGUCCAGAGUAUUCGUGGGCACUACUCAAAGAAACACCACAUUGCUGCUUGUGUUACACCAUUGGGCCAAAAGCCAGCACAUUCUAUUCUUGACAUUCCUUACAACCAAAUCGCUUAUCGAGCAGGACCGAUUUUACCUUCUGUCAGGCUUCUUACCAUUGCAUAGCCAACAGGCCGAAGAAAACAGCACUCUUCGAGCUACAUAGCUGGUUUUGGUCCCAUUCACCUUUUUUACUUGACUUCUUCAUUUACAUCACAAUCAUUAUCUUAAAUUUUUACAAUGUCGGACUCUACACAAACCAAGAUGUUGGUGGUGCCGCCUGCACUCAAUCUACGUCGAGCCAGCUCUUAUAACGCCCAGGAUCGAGGGCCAGUUUCCUCAACCUCGUCACGAUUCAACUUCAACCAUCUUUUCUUCUCACCACCUGCCUCGCCAGCUCUCCCAGCGCUUGUACCUCGACCCCCGAAAAGAAGAUCGAGUCAGAUCCUGGUCACUCGACCCAGUCGAGUCUUCCGUCGUCUUUUUCUCCUCGGCAUCCUAUUGUCGGUCUCCUAUCUCGCGGCCAUGGCUUUCCAGAACCCAAGUGUGAUUCCAGCUGCAGUAUGGCCUUACUUUGAACAAGAGGAAUUUGAGAUGGUUGGUCAGGAUGCCUUCCCAGACUUCCCUACGCCAAUCAUCGUCAACGACAACAAGGGCCGUUCCAAGUGGACUGUCUUCAUCCCACCCAACGGAGACUUUCCUCUGACUAUGGAGCAGUAUGCUGAAAUGGGAAGCCAGUGUCGAGAAGUUUCUUCGCGAGCAAGGGACAUGCACAACAAAGGUCCCAUCACCGAAACUGCCAUUAUCAACUACGAUGCUCAGGACGAAUACUAUGUCGACGUCUACGAGGCCGAAAGAUCAGGCCUUCUUACUCCCACAAAGGGGCUUCGUGCCAAAAACAAGGGCAAGUUUGUUGGCGUCGAUAAGAAACACCUGAAGCAUAAGCCUGUCUGUGAGAGCACCAUGACGUUUGUAUUGGAAUCCACAGAUGCCGGCCUUGGUAAUACUCUCAUGAUGUUGUGGACCUUUUACGGACUUGCUAAGCAGCUUAAUCGUGACUUCUUCAUCGUUGACAAACGGUGGGCUUACGGUUCAUGGGAUCAAAUCUUCGAUAUCCCCCCUGUACCAGAGUGCCGCCCGCCCCCAAGGCACCACAUGGUUCCUUGCCCCUUUCAAGCUCGCCAUUUGGUUGUCUCGGCUGCAACGGCAAAGGAAGUGUUUCCAGCCCUGCUGGCUCAGAAUCAUCGUGUCGCUGGAUCGGGUAAUGGCUUGCGGGAUCUCUUUGAACUGGCUCGCAUAGGGUUUGAAGACCUCUUCUUCCUGAACGAGGAGGAUCAAACCUACGUCGACAACCGUAUCACUGGUCUUCAGGCAAAGGCAAAGGCAAAAGCUGAGGACAGCCUUACGGUACAUGCGCCUAUUGUCGGACUACAUGUUCGCCAUGGCGACCAACACCCACUCGAGUUGCAGUACAGCGAAACUUACAUCCCAGCCGAUAUCUACCUCAAGCAGGCAAGUCAUUACGUCGAGGAGUACUAUAACGCAACUGGUGUCGAGGGUCCCAUUAAACGUCAUUCCCUCACUCUUCUGGCUUCAGACGACCCCACAGUCCAUGAAGAACCUGAGUUUGCGCACACAAUUCUUUCUCAGGAUCGAAUUCGUCUUGCUUCAAAGGGCGCCAUUGCUAGAGCUGGUGGUAACCAACAUCAUUCCAAAAACUUUGUUGAGAACACAUUUGGCUGGGAAGGUGGUUUCUUUGCUCCUCUCUUUUGGAAUCUUGGCGUCAACAGCCAGAACAAUGCCGCCGAAGCACCUGCCGGGGUCCACGUUGAAGAUGUGAAUGAGGAAGCUAGGCACAUGGCGCCGCCAUCAGAAGAGACACUGAGGCUUCGCGGUCUCGUUGGUCGAGCCUAUAUGAUGGACCUUUCUGUACUCGCCGAGUCGAGUGACAAGAUAGUAUGCACCGUGAGCUCGAUGGGGUGCCGGUUGCUGGCUGUGAUGAUGGGCUGGGAGGAUAGUAUGGAGAAUGGUGGUUGGCACAACGUGGACGGCACCUAUGGCUGGACAGGUAUCGACUGGUAA